Molecule: messenger RNA, 1816 nt
Organism: Biomphalaria glabrata
Lineage: Eukaryota; Metazoa; Mollusca; Gastropoda; Planorbidae
Exons: 4
Coding region: 219-1181 (320 amino acids)
Source: RefSeq, a predicted model, not a curated record
ACCCGAGAACUCGCUUGCGUUGCUAGUUAGCGGUGUUGUGAUAUGUAUAUAUGCUUUGCUCCAUAUUCCUACAUACAUGGUAAUAUUAUACGAGGUCCGACAAUAAGGAGAAGAAAGUGAUAGGUGAGACCUGGGAUAGUGUUGGCAGCACAGUCAUAGUAUCCCGAUUUUCAUAUUGAGGUCCGACCUCUUGCUGACCAGCAUCUCUGUGUAAAAAAAUGACCGUGUCGUGUUCUGUGCCCGCUUACCCCGGGCACGGUGGUCAGCCCUCCCCUCACAAUGGACCUCGAGUCAAGCCUGAAGGGGAGCCCUACUACAUCAGAAAUCAGGGCUCGGUGAAGGAGGUGUGGGACAAAUCGCGCCCACAGGUCGACACGCCCAGGCCGAGUCCCCGGUGUCCAAGCUCCGCCUCCAGACAAAACUACAGAGCUGGUUGGUUCGGUAGCGUGUCACCUCUGUUAAAAGGUGCAGCCACCCCGCGCCCCAGCACCACUCCUCCCAGAGUCAAACCCGAGGCGGAAGACACGGCCUUUAUCAGCAGAGGGCCCCGCAUGAGAGCGAUAGUGAACGAGUACGCCAGGAGAGGGCCGAGCCCCAGGGCGCCGAGAGUGAAACCAGAGGCGGAGGAAAUAGCAGACGUCAGCAAGGGCGGACGGAUGAGCAGCUUACUCCACAAGUUCGGCACCCUCCCUUUGUCUGCUAGGCCUGUUCCGCGUCUGAAUUUAGAGGCGGAACCUAUAGCAGAACUGAGCAAAGGCGGACACAUGCGUCAAACGCUCCACAACUAUGGCCAGAACAAGCCCUCCCCGCAACCAGAGCCAAGAGUCAAACCAGAAGGCCAAGACAACGCCGAUCUGGACAAAGGCAAGCGAAUGGAGAGGAUCCUGCACAGCUACGCCAAGCGCCCCUUGAGCAGCAGGGCCGUACCGAGGGUGAGGCCAGAAGGCGAACCCAACGCCAGUUUGGACAAGGGACUAAGGAUGUCACGUCUGCUCCACGAUCUUAAGAGCAUGCCCUUGUCGCCGGCACCCCAGGCGAGAACCAACACAAUCCAAGCCAAGGCCAAUGCUUUAAAAGGUCGAGGAAGCAUGGACGCCAUCUUUGAAAACAUGGCGCGGAAAACGUUUAUUUUCGUUCCGGGUCAGCAGACGAGACAGUAUGUGAGAGCGAGUAUCGGAUAAUUUAGUGCUUCCCCCCCCCCCCUCCAAUGUUAUUUAGUAUAAGAAUUUCGUAUUGUUUAGAAAUAAAUAUUUUUAACUAGUUGAACACUUAAAAUGCUUUUGUUUGCACCUCGCGUACUUUUAGUCUUCAUCUUUAACCUGUUUAGAAUGCUGUAGCUUCUCAUUCUAUGUUUGAUUCAUCAACAGAUCUCAUCAGCUGUUGUACGGAUUCACUUAAAUUUCGUACACAGGUUCCUUUUGCCUUCUAGGCGCUCAUUAAUCUUGUAUAAUUGUAAAUCAUGUAUUUGUAGUUCAUAUAAUUUUAUCAUAAGAUGUGGCUCUGGAUAGCAGUUAUAGAAUCAUUUUAAUAGCACAUUAAAUGAACUACUCAAAGAAUGCAAGCUAGAAUGGUUGAAGUUUAUUUGUUCUUUCGGUUUGUAUAGAAUUCAUUAAACAGUCACGUGAUUUUUUUUCCCAAACGAAUGAGUAACUAUGUGUAUUAGCAAUAGAAAAGAAAGAGAAAGAAAGAGAGAGCAGAGAGAAAAAUUGAAAAGAUAAAGAGAAAGAGAGAGAGAGAAAGAGACGAAGAGAAAAAAGGUACAGAGAGAAAGAGAAAGAAAGAGGUUGAGAAGGAAAUAGAGAGAGAGAGAGAGAGA